Molecule: messenger RNA, 4849 nt
Organism: Scylla paramamosain (green mud crab)
Lineage: Eukaryota; Metazoa; Arthropoda; Malacostraca; Decapoda; Portunidae
Product: nucleobindin-2-like
Exons: 11
Coding region: 440-2266 (608 amino acids)
Cellular component (GO): extracellular exosome; endoplasmic reticulum-Golgi intermediate compartment
Molecular function (GO): calcium ion binding
Source: RefSeq, a predicted model, not a curated record
CGCUGCGCUGCCUGCAAGUUAACCAGUGUGUCGGGUCUCUCGUCUAUCGGUGGUGUUAGUACGCGUCUGUUUCAACUCCCAGCCUGACAUAUUUUUUUUUUUUUUGUGUGUGUGUGUGUGUAACCACGCCUACACAGUGGCUGCCAAGGCUUACCCAUGAGUUAAACCUUCUUUAGUUGGUAAUGAGGAAGGCGUGGGCUCUAGCAGUGGACACCCGAAGGCAGCAGUGGGUGAAAACAAGCAAAAUAAAGAAAAGUUUGGCUGUGAGAAGGUGUUAGACAGCCAGCCAUAGUGACAAGGAGGCACCACCACCAUCACCACCACAGGGAAGGUGCAGCGCUGGUCAACCUCGCCAAGAUCAAGACCGCCUGACGUGGAGCAUCUGGUGUGUAUCUACCAAACAAAAACAAUACACAAUACAGCUCCUCAUUGACACAGGAUGAGAAGGUGGCAGAUAGCAGUGUUGCUGGUGGUGGUGGGGGUGGUGGUGACCCAGGGCCUCCCAGUCAAGGAGAAGAAGCCCAUACCUGAAGAAGAGAAGAAGUCUGCAGAAGUACAUGAGGGAGUUGGCACAGAUGACUGGGAGUUGAACCUGGAGUAUGGCAGGUACCUGAAAGAGGUGGUGAAUGCCCUGGAGAGUGACCAGGCCUUCAGGAAAAAAUUGGAGACAGCUGAGGUGGAUGACAUUAAGUCAGGUAAAAUUGCCCGAGAGCUGCACUUUGUCGACCACAAUGUACGGACAAAGCUGGAUGAGUUGAAGCGGCGGGAGUUGGAGCGGCUGCGGCACCUUGCUGUCAAGGAACACGAGAAGGAGGUGGGGGUGGACCGCAACCUCCUGAAGGUCCCCGUGCACAUUGAUCAUCGCAAUCCCACACGCUUCGAGGUGGAGGACCUGAAGAAACUUAUAGUCAAGACCACAGAGGACCUGGAAAAGGUAGACCAGGAGAGGAAGAAGGAAUUCAAGAAAUAUGAGUUGGAGAAAGAGUAUAUGAGACAGGAAGAACUGCAGCAUCUGGAUGAGACCCACCGCAAGGAGGCUGAGGAGAAACACCAGCAGGAGAUGAAGCAGCAUAAACAACAUGAAAAGCUUCACCAUCCAGGCUCCAAGCAGCAGCUAGAAGAGGUAUGGGAGGAGCAGGACCAUAUGCAGCCAGAAGACUUUGAUCCCAAGACCUUCUUCCAUCUUCAUGACUUGGAUGGGAAUGGUUACUGGGACCAGACAGAGGUGAAGGCACUCUUCAAAAAGGAGCUGGACAAGAUGUACGACCCCAAUGCGCCUGAGGACGACAUGAUGGAACGCUAUGAGGAGAUGGAGCGCAUGAGAGAACACGUCUUCCAGGAGUCUGAUAUAAACAGAGACAAUCUCAUUAGUUUCAAGGAGUUUGUGGACCAGACAAAACGUGCAGACUUUGAGCAGGACAAUGGGUGGCAGGGGCUGGAUGAGGAGGAGCUUUACUCACAGCAGGAAUAUGAGGAGUACCAGCGGCAGCGGCACGAGGAGAUUCAGAGGCUGGUGGAGGCUGGAGCGAUUCCCCCCCCACCUGGCUAUCAUGGGGCACCAGCCAUCCAACCAGCUGUUUACCAGGGGGCACCCCACCCAGGUCUAGCCCACCCAAAUACCUUGCAGCAGGGGUACCAAGCAGUACCUCAGGCACACCAGACAGUACCACAGGUGUACCAAGCAGUACCACAGGGGUACCAAGCAGUACCACAGGGGUACCAAGCAGUACCACAAGGGUACCAAGCAGUACCACAGGGGUACCAAGCAGUACCACAGGGGUACCAAGCAGUACCACAUGGUUAUCAGGCAGUACCCCAAAGCCAUCAGGCACCACCUCAAGGAUAUCAGGCAGUGCCUCAGCAGGUGCAGUAUUCUAGCAAGGACCCAGCCCAGCUAGCCCAGCAAGGACAGGCUCAUCCUGCACAGCUUCAAGCUGGACAGGUUCACCCAGCCCAGGCUCAGCAAGCUCAGCCAGCACAGGUUCAACAAGCUCAGCCAGGUCAGGUUCAGCAAGCCCAGCCAGGGCAGGUUCAGCAGGCUCAGCCACCACAGGUUCAGCCACCACAGGCAGUCAAUGCUCAGCAAGGGCUUCCUGCUCAGCAACAACCAGGCCAGGUUCAGGGAGUGCCUGGCCAGGUUGUUCAAGGUCAGCAUCCUGAAGUGAUGAAGGCACCUGUGGCAGGGCAGGUUCCUCAGCCUCCACAGCCUGUAGCAGGACAGGGGGUGGCAGCCCAGCCGCCUCAGCCUGCUGCGGCCCAUCAUUAAGGCAAUACUCUCCUUCCCAAUGAAUCAUUGCAUCACCUUCCAGAUCACCAAGAUGGAUUGUUUUGAAAUAACUUAACUAUUCUGGUAAUCCAGUCAGACUGGACUGAUCUUGCUAACUGCAUGCCUCCCCUCCUUCCGCGGCCUCGCUGCACAAGACUUUCUUCUUUCUCUCACCCCUAUUCUGUCCACCUCUCUAAUGCAAGAGUUAACCAGUAUUCUCAAUCAUUCAUCCCUUUCUCUGGUAAACUCUGGAACUCCUUGCCUGCUUCUGUAUUUCCACCUUCCUAUGACUUGAAUUCCUUCAAGAGGGAGGUUUCAAGACACUUAUCCACCAAUUUUUGACCACUGCUUUGACUCUUUUAAGGGACUGGCAUUUCAGUGGGCAUUUUUUUUAGUAGAUUUUUGUUGCCCUUGGCCAGUAUCCUUCCUAUAUAAAAAAAAAAAAAAAGACAAAAUUUAAUAUUGAACACUGUUUAAUAUUUUAAGCCUUUCAUCUUUCUUCCAUUUCAUCUUACCAUUAUCAUACUCUCUGUUUGGGACACUGCUUCUCUGGUCAAGUGCAGAAUCUCACCUCAAUACUGAUUUGAGUUAAAACUAGCGUGGAACGCUUCGUUACGUUGAAAAAUAAAGAAAAUUUUAAACACUUGAUAAAGCACAAUAACAGUCCUUUAAUGGUAAUAUAAAAGACCUGCACAAGGAUAACCUACUUCAUUAUUGGUGGAAUUAAUGAAUGUUAGGUGGUGACAAACUUAAAGAGGGGAAAUUAAGAAUAAUACCCCCAAGCAAAUUCUACCAUUACUAAUAGUAUACAUGCAUGUGUUGGCUACACCGGAUACUUUCAUUUUACUAUACACUCUACGUAUAUGUGUAUGUGGACUGAAGCCCAUGUCAGACAAGCUGAAAUGCCCUUCAUAACAUUCACCAUUCAAGAGGCUGGUAAUGAACAUGCUGAAGCUUUUCCUGGGAAAAUAUUAUUAUAUACAUUUUAUUAAUUAAGUCUUCCAAAAUGUAUCAGUAAAACUUUUCAUUGCUUGCCUCCUAACAUCUUUAUAGAAUUAUUCAUUUUAGGCAGUUCAUUCAGUUUGUUUUAAUAGAAGGUACAACCUGAAAAUGUUACGGCAUAAAGACUGAACAUGUCAAGUCCUUUAAUCUACAGUUGUGUAAUAGAAUGUAACGUGGUAUACAAAAUAUUAGGUAUUUUUAUGCUUCAGUAUUUUACAGAAGUUAUCUCACAAAGCAUCUCUAGUGUCUCAUGUUCUUUGGGUUGGUUUUCAAGGGAAGACUCUGGGAAUGAUGUGAUCUUUCUUAAGACUAUUUUUUCUCUGUAAGUUAAUUGUACUGUUUUUUUUAAAUGCUCUCUUUAAAAUACUCUUUCUCAUUGAUCUUCUUUGCUUUGAAUAUUUCUUUUGUAUAGUAUUUUGAUUUGUUUCUUUUUUCACUCAUAUUCCAAUUAAUGCGAAACUCUACUGUUACAAUAAUUAAUGUACUGUGGAUAGUUUUGUGAUGUGAUAAUUUGUUAGUUUUUGUAUAAUAAUGUAUUUUAUGGUUGUGUUACUGAUUUUAUGAUUCAGUACAAGUGUGCUAAAAUGUAUUUUAAAAAAUCUGAAAACCAAAUGUCUUCAGUGUCUACACAGUGGUACUGUAUUAUCCUAUAUAGGAGAGUCACACUUUAUUGUAAUGUUGAGUGUGACAUACAGCUCAAAUGUCUUAAUUCCACAAACACUAUUGAGAAGGCAAGGUAAUUAAAAUGGUGGCUGAUAAUUAUCACAAGUUUUAUUUGGUGCAUUGGUGUGAUGUGCCUCAGUGUGUGCAUUACUUACGGGGUUAUAAAUAGUGGGUUAGUGGGAAAGGGAGACUUAGCAGUGUCUUGACAAACUCUUAGUGUUGUGUGUGAUGAGCAGAGUACAUUUCUUAUAUAGCACACUCUUGGCCACAGGGUAAAGUGUAGUCAUGGCAGGUGUUUUCUUUAAUACAUGUAUCACUGAUACAAUUAACAAGCAAAGGAUAAGAAAAAUCAGGUACAAUUUUAUUUUCAUGGUUUCUUAGGUAAAUCAUCAAACAUUUUUACAACUAAAAUUUAAAAGAGACAUUAAGUACAUACUAACUCACAAGCAACCUGAAGACUUAGAGAGCUCUCCAGGUGGAAGCUCUUAGUGUCAAACAGUGAUCAGGAUGAUGUUUUCUAUUUGAUUGAUAGUGCUUGAAAUCUAAUUCACCUGUUUGUAUUGUAUUAAAUAUUGUAGGAGAAUGACAUGAAAAUUUCUUUGGUGUUUUGAGCAGCUAUAAGAUCAAGAUAUGGAGUGUGAUAAAGGCACCACCAGGAAGGUACGCAGACACCCUAAGGUCACUUGGAAACCAAACUAGAAAUUUGUCUGGAGAUUAAAUCAAAUACAUCUUUUCAUAAUGCAUGGUCAGCACUGAGGCAUUAUCAAUGAAUGUGUUAGUACAUAGAAAAUUCAGACUUUUCAACGUUGGUAAAAUUUCUUAAAUACCUUUAUGAAAUAUUUUUAAAGGAAAUUAUAAGAAUUGUUAUCUGUUAAUUAUGACAGGUAUAGCAAGAUAUUAAAAAUCUUUCUCUAAGAA